AUGGACAGGACAGGACAAGGAUGGAACCUACAUCUAAGAAGGAAUUGGGAGAUGCCAAGGAUAGCAGCCUUUUACAACACAGUAGCACAUUUCAACAAUUUAACAGGUGAGAGGAAUACUUUGGAAUGGAAAGCUGAUAGUAAAGGGAAUUUUACUGUUAAAUCGGCAUACAGAGACUUGUGUUCAACAACAAAUCAGGAGGCAGGAUGGCCUUGGAGGAUGAUAUGGAAAACCAAAAUACCUUACAAGGUAAAUUGUUUUUCCUGGCUUUUGGCAAAAGAAGUAGUACUGACUCAUGAGAACCUGAACAAAAGAGGAUUUCACCUAUGCUCUAGAUGUUACUUAUGUGGGGAACAAGCAGAGACAGUCAACCAUCUUUUUUUGCAUUGCAAAGUGACAGACCAGUUGUGGCAGUUGUUUCUCAAGAUGAAAAAAAUCAACUGGGUGAAAUCAGGAAAUAUAAAAGAAGUAAUGAAGUGUUGGAACAGAGAUGGUAAUGCAGCAAAGAAGGAGAAGAGAUGGAAGAUUGUCCCAGCAAGCAUAUGGUGGACAGUUUGGAAGGAGAGAAAUCAGAGAUGUUUUGAAGAUAAGCAGAGCAGCAUGCAGAAAAUGAAGAUGAAUUGUUUAGCUAUUUACUAUUUUUGGUGUAAAGAGGAAAUGGUAGAUCAAACAGCAGAUAUUUUAACAGCUAUUGACUGGUUGUAA
This is a messenger RNA of Lycium ferocissimum, 705 nucleotides long. RefSeq lists its product as uncharacterized. NCBI's taxonomy places the organism in Eukaryota, Viridiplantae, Streptophyta, Magnoliopsida, Solanales, Solanaceae. The record is from RefSeq and is a predicted model, not a curated record. The coding region runs from base 1 to 705 and encodes 234 amino acids. The transcript has a single exon.